AUGAGUGAAGGCAAAGCAAAGGAUGUACUUGAACAUUUUGUGAAGCAUACGGAAAAGUGGAAUGCUCGUAGAUCCAGUAUUGUUCGAACCACAAACAAAAAGGCAGCAAAGGUUGCACUGGUAUCUGUUGGAUUUGCUGUCGCAAGUUAUCUAUAUUCCAUUUAUGCUAUUCGGAGAAAUCGAUAUCUGGAUGAAUCAUUUGAUCAGCAACCGUCGUACAGCCCUACAAAGCAAUGA
Messenger RNA from Trichobilharzia szidati, 237 nucleotides. Lineage: Eukaryota; Metazoa; Platyhelminthes; Trematoda; Strigeidida; Schistosomatidae. The record is from the annotation of a GenBank genome assembly.